This is a messenger RNA of Klebsormidium nitens, 2996 nucleotides long. Lineage: Eukaryota; Viridiplantae; Streptophyta; Klebsormidiophyceae; Klebsormidiales; Klebsormidiaceae. The record is from the annotation of a GenBank genome assembly.
AUCCAGAUCUCUGACUGCACAAGAAAACUCUAGCUGGAGUCUGCACAACGUGCAACGGCCAGAUUCAAGGAGGAACGUUGUCAGCACAAACUUCAGAAACUUCAGGUUCCUGUCUGGCAAUGCCGCCUCUUUAGCUUGCCAAGUCGAAGAUCCAAAGUUUCAGAGCGUGCUUUCGCUCUACCACCACUCACAGCAUUGCACAGAUUCUGCUCCAAGAGGCGCCAUCUGAAUCCUGAAGAGCUGAGCGAGAACGGUCACAGACACUCUCGUACGCCAAGCAAGGGUUUACAUUUGCCGCUACUCUGGGAAGCGGACAAGAUGAGGGGUCUCAGAGGAGCUCUGCUCCUCAGCCUUGUAUGCAGCAUUGCGCUUUCAGUCAGUGGACAGAGCGCCCAAGCGCCCGUUUCGAGCACUACUUUCACUGCGCAAGCUCCGACAACCAGUGCUCAGGGCCCGUCCUCCCCUGGUCCUAACACGCUGAACGUGCCUCCAGCAUCCCAGAUCUGCCCUGACUCUCUUGUUGAGACCCUGGCCGGACAGAAUCUGGUCGAAAGCCCCCAACCCUUUGCCGGCGUUCCCUCUUCAUGGGGCCAAACGGUUUCGGCCAGUUCUCUUGCUGUCUCGUCCGACAGGACCUAUAUUGCCGUCACGAACCGUGCGGGACCCGGUUCAGGCGCCGCCCUCACAGUGAACAACAUGCAAGUCGGUUCGUUCUACAAGGUGGGCGCCUAUGUCAAAAUCAGCGGGUCGACCAACGAGAAGCUGCGCAUGACCUUCAAUUUCAACGGCAACGAUUACAAGUGCGCCGCGAUCGUUUCCGUCGCAUACUCGGACUGCUACACCCUGGUUCUGGGUGCCAUUACCGGCCCCGCCUCCGCUGCGCCGCUGAACAGCGUAAAGCUCUUUAUCACCGGAAACGAGGGCAGCGACGUCCAGCAAGCGCCCUUCGAGAUCGACAUCUACAGCGUGGCGGUUGUCGGGGUGAACCGGGCCACGUGGCUGGCUGACGUUCAGCAGAGGACGGACUUGGUCCGCAAGCGUGACGUCAUCGUUACGGUGAAGGAUGCUUUCGGCAACCCCGUCCCCAACGCGACGAUCUCCAUCAACCAGCUGAACCAGACGUUCCCCUUCGGUUCCGAUCUGCAUAACGACGCGUACAACGACACCGCCUACCGCAACUGGUUUGCCAGCAAGUGGGGCAAUGGUUACUCGUGGACUGCCUACAACAGCGCUCUCAAGUGGUACGCUAUGCAGCCCGACGAGCUUAACGUGACCACGGUCCAGGUGAUCAACCAACAGAAUUGGCUGAACAACAACUCGAUCAGCGUCCGUGGUCAUACCAUCUUCUGGGAUGACGUCGGCACGACUCAAGACUGGGUGAAGCUGAUUGCGGAUACGGACCCCGUGCGCCUCUUCGGCUACAUGCAGCUGCGGAUCAAUGACGUUGUCGGGCUGUUCAAGAACGCUAUUCGCCAGUGGGACCCCUCCAACGAGCUGAUGCACAAGAACUACUUCUCGAGCAAGCUGGGCUUCGACGUUAAGCCGUGGUACUUCAACCGCACCAAGACGCUCGACCCCACGGGCGUCACCUUCUUCAGCGACUACAACAUCGUCGAGGCAUGCGACGACGGUAUUUCCUGGCCCGAGUCGGCGAUCGAGUUCGUGAAGUACCUCCGGCGAAACGGCGGUCCGGUGGAUGCUUUCGCGGUCCAGGGCCAAUUCACAUCGAUCACGCCGUUCCUCCUCCGCUUCGCUUUGGACAAGCUCGGACAGUUCGGCAUCCCCAUCUGGAUGUCCGAAGUCAACCUCCGCCUGGCCAGCGAGCCGUACUCAGCUCAAGCGCAGCGCGACAACUUCGAGCUGAUUGUGCGGGAGCUGUAUGCGCACCCUGCGGUUGAUGCGCUAUUGCUCUCUCAGACCUGGACCCCCCUCCGGGAGUGGAUGAACGGCACAUGUGACGGGAACAAGUGCCUGUACAACUACGACUACACGCUCCGCCCCGUUGGCACGCUGUGGGAGAACCUCUACUACAACGAGUGGAUGACGACCGGAAUCGUCGGCAGGACUAACGCCGCCGGGCAGUUCGCGUUCCGGGGCUUUGCCGGAAAGUACAACGCGACGGUGAACGGCACAUUCAAUUCCACGCACGCCUACCAGACCUCCUACCAGUUCGUCGUCGAGCCACUCAAUACGACGGUCAACGUCAGCACAUACGCUACCCAGACGGCGGCGCCUUAUGUCGCCUUCACCAACGGCACCAUUGUGUCGAACGCCAGCAUCCCGGCCAAUCUGACUCAGGCCCGGAGGACUUAUAACAUCUCCCAAGUAACCCCCAACGGCGGGUUCUAUAACCUAUCCUCCACUUUGGACGUAUCCACGCCGUUCAUCAACAUUUACACCGGCUCGGACAACAUCGCCGGGCAGAUUUACCACCUGGAGAAGACGCCCGGGAACAAUAACCUAUCGUCUUACCGGGUGGUGCCCGGGUCGGCCCCGCAGACUGUUACCGUUGUGGCCCCGCUAACCCCGCUUAACAGGUACCCGAUUAGCACGGUGCAGACUUUCGUCAUCCCCACCUAAUCAUUGGUCAGACCGGGGUACGGGUAGCUUAACUGACUCAGUUAGGUUACGCAGCCUUCCCAAUUGAGCAAGGCAAAGUGGUGACACUAAGUUAUUGCACGCCGGACGAAGUCGGGUGCAACCAUUUCCGGAUUCAUUUUUGCUCCACGUAGUUAUAGAGGCCCGUGCAGGGAUUGUAGAGGCGCCCUGCUUGCUUACCGUCGUAGUGAGACUGGCAUAGGGAUUCGAGAGGCGCUGCUUGCUCCAUCAUUUCAGUGGUCAUGUAACAAGGGUUUGGCGGCGGAGCAAGGAAAAACCGAACCGUACUGGAACCAUUUCGUAAGUUGGUUGUAUGCUUGUCAAUUUAUUGUCCCACCAUCAAUCUUCUUCAUGACAGUAAAGUCACGCAUGCACUUUGUGAUGCUGCACCAUCUGAC